Messenger RNA from Scutellospora calospora, 774 nucleotides. NCBI's taxonomy places the organism in Eukaryota, Fungi, Glomeromycota, Glomeromycetes, Diversisporales, Gigasporaceae. The record is from the annotation of a GenBank genome assembly.
AUGAUAGCUGCAGGACGAGAACUUCAACAAAGUUUAACCAAUCAUGAAUUAGUUCAUCAACGAUGUGCCGCACAUAUACUUAAUAUUGCUGUACAACAUGGCUUGCAGUUAGUAUCUUCAGUUAUAACAAAAGUUCAAGAUUUUGUAAUAAAAAUUCGAAAUUCAACAAAAUUUAGUGAUUCUUUAAAAAAAAUUUACAAACAAGAAAAUAUAGCUGAAUUAAAACCUGAUUUGGAUGUAGAAACAAGUGAUGUAAGACUAACUAUAACUAGUUUGUUGCGACAUUUAGAUUUAUUCAUUCAAACUCAUACUAAUUUAGAUGAGUGUAUGGUAGCAGAAUCAAUUAACUUUAAACUUCAAGAAUAUUGGGAAUGUGUCAAUGAUUCAACAACAAUUGGUACUUUACUAGAUCCACGAUCCAAAACUAAAACUUUUAUAGAUAUAAAACAGUAUGAAAAUGCUACAAGAAAAAAUAAACGAUCAUUUUUCGAAUCUUUAAUUUCAGAACAAGAUUCUGAACAAGUAUCUGUUGAGGAUGAAAUUGUUCAAUAUCUUUCUUUACCAGUUGAUUCUACUACGAAUCCAUUAGAUUGGUGGCGUCAUUUUAGUAAAGAUUUUCCCACUCUAGCAAAAAUGGCAUCAUGUUAUUUAAGUAUACAGGGUUCAAGUGUACUUUCAGAACAGGCAUUCUCUGUAGCCGCAAAUACAAUAACCAAAAUUCGAUAUAAUUUAAAACCAGAUACUGCAUGUGCAGCUAUGUGUCUUAAAAGCUAG